UACAAUACAUCCCUGGUGUAAAAUCCAGCUCAGACCAGCUUGAAAUUACCAGCUACCAGCUGCUUAAAAACUUAGCUUGAACUGGUCAAACCAUGUUGAGUAUAGAGCUGGUCUGAACUUGCAUAUCAAGCUUAAAGUUUAUACUCAAAGGUUUUUAAAAUAGUGCAACCCUUUUUUUUUCUUUUUUUUCAGCAGGGAUGUCAUAUAUUUAAUACUGCAUAACAUAGACAUAUGUACUCAGUGAGUACUUUAUUAGGUAUAGAUUAUUUUACUUAUUACUUAUUUUAUACACUUAUUGAUCUUCUGCUGCUGUAGCCUAUCCACUUAGAGGAUUGAUGCGUUGUGUGUUCAGAGAUGCUUUUCUGCAUACCACUUCCUGUCAGCUUCGACUAGUCUGGCCCUUCUCCUCUGACCUCUCUCAUUACCAAUGCAUUUUUGCCCGCAGAACUGCUGCUCACUGGAUGUUUUUUGUUUCUUUGCACCAUUUUCUGACACCAACUCUACAGACUGUUUUGCAUGAAAAUCCCUGGAGCUCAGCAGUUUCUGAGAUACUCAAACCACCCUGUCUGGCACCAACAAUCAUUGUGUAUUGCCAUAUUGAUUAUUAUUUUGGAUAAAAUCCAGAACAUUACAGAAUAUUCAUUACUGUAUACACUUGUGUUGCAUACAGUUAGUUAUUUAAAAGAUAAAUUCCUUGACUUGGUCAACAAGUAUUUCCUGUGAGCCAGCCGUUGGAGGACACUGGGUUGUCUGGCAGUCAGAAGGUUACCAGUUCAAUUCCCUGCCCUGGACCCAAUCAUGCUGACGGUGGCUAAUGGCUUAACACAGACCAGACAUACCUACUCCAGCUCUGUCGCUUACAACGGGGUCCUACUGGGAGCCAUGAAGCAGCUACGGAUGGAAGAUUCCUCUUUCAAUUUUACCACCAGAGAAACCCAGGACUACGGCCCCUACCUGGUGAGUGUGAACGGGGUGGCAGGAAAGAAAGACGACCGCACCUACUGGCAGCUCCUGGUUGACUGUGUGAAUGGGAGUUCAACCGUGGCUCAAGUGGGUGUUGGUUGCUACAUCCCCAAACCCAAUGAACACAUCAUCCUGAACUUCACCACAUACUAAUACGAUGCACUGAUGAGUCUAUGCACAGACAGACCAAAGCAAUAUUCACAUGGGCCAUGUUUAUGACUUUGUGAAUGGCCCAGUGUUUGAUGGAAAUAUUACAAAAUUCACAUAAAAUGGAAUGAAAAACACACAAAA
Molecule: messenger RNA, 1254 nt
Organism: Conger conger (European conger)
Lineage: Eukaryota; Metazoa; Chordata; Actinopteri; Anguilliformes; Congridae
Product: cobalamin binding intrinsic factor-like
Exons: 4
Coding region: 799-1116 (105 amino acids)
Biological process (GO): cobalamin transport
Molecular function (GO): cobalamin binding
Source: RefSeq, a predicted model, not a curated record